UUUGUUAUCAGCAGUGUUAUCAAGAAUGAAUACCUCUACAGAAUUUAUAAUGACUCUUUCUGUAUGUGAAGAGGCCGACAUCAACAACACCUUGAGGAAUCGAGUCGUUCACUCAUUUUGCAAUGAUCACCACGUCAUUAACCGGCUUUACCAUCUUAUUCCUCGUUGUCCUGGCCGUAGGAGCUCAUCUGUGGCUCCGUUCCCGUCAGAGAUGUACCACCUCAUCGCUGUCUGUCGAUGAGAAAACACCAUUCCUUCACGGCAGCACCGGCGAUCAACAAAAUGAGAAAACCGACGAAGCAACCAUUGUUCCCUUGCCGGACUUUGACUGGAAAACGACUGAGCCGCUGAAGCUCCGCCCCUUCAAGCCCAAAUACCACAUCACCAUGGGUACCGUAAUCCCUUCUUUCAUCCGUGCUCCUUAUAUCCAUCGCCAACCACUAACACUCCACCACCAUAGGCCUUCAAAACAGCACCCCCUCGGACCUCAUCCUAAUGGACAGCAACUACCUCUCCCGUAUACGUUCCCGCCAAAAGAUCCUCUCCCUUCACGCCUCCGAAGUCAUGGGCGUUCUGCCCGAAGGUCAGGCCGCUGUCAAGGAGUUAUACACGUACCUGCUAGGCGAAUACCUCCCCGUCCGGUAUCCGACCAUGUUCCGCAUCGUCUCUUCCUAUCCCGGUUGCCCCGACACGACUUUCCACAACUUGAUCACCAAUUCUUCCUCCCCCCUGUCCCCGCCUCCCUCCGACCCCCUCGACUGUUUGAGGGUGAUAGCCCAAACCGUAGAAGACGAUUUCUUCCUCUUGCUUCCCUUCCCGAAACCCAACUCCCCCACCACCAGUGAGAUGGAGCACAAGUGCGUCGCCUUCAUGAACCUGCACCCCUCCGGCUUUUCCCCCUCCUCCAAACUCGGUCUCCCCAUUUCGCAGAUCCACGCCCCUGUACCAUCCUACGAGAAAAUCGGGCCGUCAAUGGAACGCUUCUUUGCCCGUUUGUCCUGCGACAAGCUCGUCAAGAGGAUGAAUUGGGCUAUGCAGUUACAUCCCGACCUCUAUUGCCCGGGCGGUAACCACGUGCAUCAGAAGGACUUGGAUACAUUGGAGGAGGUGACGGAGUUUGGGGACGAAGAGGCGGAGAAGGCGAGAUUGAGGGUUGAGUUGCAAGGUGUUUGGAGACUGAGAAAGACGGAGGCGGUGGUUUUUGGGUUCAAGACUUAUAUGUAUGGACUUGUGGAGGUAAAAGAGGAGGUUCUGGAAAUGGAGGAUGGGGGGACGACGAAGACGGGGGAGGCAUUGGCGCAGGCAAUUGAGGGAUUGGGAGAAGGGAAUGCGCCGGGGAUGUGGACGUAUAAGGGGGCGGUGAGGUGGGGAGCGGCGGUGGCUCGGUGGUUGAGGAGUUGAUGGGAAGGAACUGAAGGCCUAUAUGUAUUGGGAAGGCGUGAUGCUUUAAUGUUGGCUCACCAUGAUGAGGAAAGAGAGAUGACGGAGAAAGGGUAACGGAUGUAGGAUGAUUGAGGCGGCCGUGACCCGACUUCGGAGGACGGAGAGGUCGGGGAUUAGCAUUUUGAUCCGGAUUACAAAAAAUUGAUAAUCCCUGAAUAUCACCACUGGUGUUAGGUACCUCUAGUCAGCUUUCCCGUCACAACAGUCAUCAAUUGAAGAACAAGGGGACAUCGUUUUCCCUCU
Neurospora hispaniola is the source of this 1686-nucleotide messenger RNA. RefSeq lists its product as uncharacterized. The transcript has a single exon. Bases 496 to 1401 code for a protein of 301 amino acids. The record is from RefSeq and is a predicted model, not a curated record. NCBI's taxonomy places the organism in Eukaryota, Fungi, Ascomycota, Sordariomycetes, Sordariales, Sordariaceae.